AGAUAUUAAAUAGUUUAUGAGAAUUGUGAUUAACAGCAAAUAUUAUUAAAAAUAAACACCAUAAAAGCUUUAACGUUACUGAUAACUUGUUAAAAUAAAUUUAAAAAAAAGGCGGCAUUUAAAUUUUGUGGAGCUUUGAAUAAAAAUUAAAUUUUAAAUUUACAAGUUAAUUUUGCGUAUGAAAUUUUUAAAUAGAAUUUUUAAAUGGAGACAGAAAAAAUAUUUUAAAAAAUAUAUCUGAUAAUUGUUUGCCUUUGCUACUGCCAAUUAAUUAUUUUUGCUGCAAUUUGAAAAUUUAAAUGCGAUAGUCAAAAAUAAAAUCAACUGGAAAAUAAAUAUUGUUUUACUGAUAAUAAAGCUAAGUUUAAAUACGAGACGAUCGUACAAAGAGAUACUUAUCGAAAUGAAAAUAUAUUAAAUAGACGGAGUAAAUUAUUUGAAAAUAGAGAAAUAAUAAAUUUGAAAGAUUAUAUUGACUAUUUGUUGAUAAAAAAUAAUGGCACCGACGAAGAAAGUAUUAAUUGGAUGUACUGGAAGUGUUGCGACGAUUAAAUUGCCAGAGUUAUGUGAAAAAUUACGUGAUCACUCGAUUGAAUUUCGGGUGGUGGUGACGGAGAGAGCAAAGCAUUUUUUGAAGGAAUCAGAACUGCCGCCUGGUACUCAAAUUCUUUCUGAUACUGUCGAGUGGGCUGCUUGGCAGGAUCGUGGUGAUCCUGUGCUUCAUAUUGAUCUCGCUAAGUGGGCAGAUUUGUUUUUAAUUGCUCCAUUAGAUGCUAAUACUCUGGGUAAAAUAGCUUCUGGAAUUUGUGACAAUAUACUAACAUGCGUCGCUCGAGCUUGGGAUGUUAAGAAACCAUUAUUAUUUUGCCCUGCGAUGAAUACCAGGAUGUGGGAUCAUCCAGUGACAGCGCCGCAGAUCGAAUUGUUGAAGUCUUGGGGAUACAAGGAGAUAAAUUGCAUUACCAAGACCUUGAUGUGUGGAGAUACGGGGAUCGGUGCUAUGGCAGAAGUCGAUACUAUUGUGCAAACAACGCUCAGAUAUUUGAACCCAUGGGAUCAUUAUUCAUCAUUAGAUAGACGCCAUUAAUGUUAUAAUAAUUUCAUCGAACAUAAAUAUAAUACUGUUAUUAUUGAUUUAAUAUAUACGAAUACGUUGCAGCGAAAAAUGUUUUUUUUUUAUUUUUUUCACAAUUGUCGUUAUUAUUUAAUCAAUAAAAAAUGAUACAUUACUAUUGUAUAAAUUAAAAAUCAAAUAAAUUACAUGGAACAUUGAA
This is a messenger RNA of Microplitis demolitor, 1274 nucleotides long. It is a transcript of the gene Ppcdc, whose product is annotated as phosphopantothenoylcysteine decarboxylase. Bases 497 to 1087 code for a protein of 196 amino acids. Gene Ontology annotation, molecular function: phosphopantothenoylcysteine decarboxylase activity; FMN binding. Gene Ontology annotation, cellular component: phosphopantothenoylcysteine decarboxylase complex. NCBI's taxonomy places the organism in Eukaryota, Metazoa, Arthropoda, Insecta, Hymenoptera, Braconidae. The record is from RefSeq and is a predicted model, not a curated record. Gene Ontology annotation, biological process: coenzyme A biosynthetic process. The transcript is spliced from 2 exons.